Molecule: messenger RNA, 1530 nt
Organism: Peronospora farinosa
Lineage: Eukaryota; Oomycota; Peronosporomycetes; Peronosporales; Peronosporaceae
Source: the annotation of a GenBank genome assembly
AUGAUGGACUGUAACGAUCGCCAUCAAUGGACCACUACGCAACAACACAUGGCAAAAGCAAACAAAGAAAUGUGGAGGAAGGCCGAUAUUGUCGCUAUGGGAGACGUUUCGCGGGAGCUGUCACGAGGGAAGCGACGCUAUGUGACGGCAUUCCUGUGUCUCUGUGUCUCUACCAUUUGCUACGCCGAUCGAACCAACAUGGGCAUCGCAUUGCCGGUAUUCGUGACGAAUAAGAAGGAACAAGGCGAAGUUUUGUCUGCAUUCUUUUACGGUUACAUGUGCACUCAAAUCCCAGGAGGGUAUUUUGCUGCUAGGUUUGGCGCUAAAAUUGUCUUGCUUACUGGAGUUGUCGUCUGGACACUUUUCGAUCUGUCGACGGUGCUCGUGGCUAAAUGCCUUACGUGUCUGUUCUUCACAAGAGCGGGUAUGGGGCUUGGGGAGGGCAUCUUGUUCCCUUGCAUGCAUCAAAUUGCUGGUGCGUGGUACCCGAUACAGGAACGGAGUCGUCUUGUCUCGCUAGUGGCAAGUGGUUCAGACCUAGGCACCAUCACUGCACUGAUCAUAUCGCCUACUAUUAUGGCAGCUAGCGGUUGGCAAUACAUUUUUGUUGCGUUCGGUGUGCUCAGCUUCAUCUGGGUCAUAACAUACGUCUUCAUGGGAGUUAGCCGACCAGAAGAUGACCCCUACAUAUCGCUUGAGGAACGCAAUUUCAUCGUUCGCAACCGCUCAGUCGACUCAGACACUCACCAACGUCAGCGCUCUCGCGCCGAGCUUGACACCCAUGCGAUUAAUUGGCGUGUGCUGCUGACCUCACGGCCUGCGUGGGCGAUCUACGUUGCGCACAUGUGUUACAACUACAGCUGGUACAUCCUGCUGGGCUGGAUCCCGCAGUAUUUUAAACAAGUUCUGGACCUCGAUCUGGCCAAAGAAGGCGGGUUUGCCGCCGCGUUACCCUACAUGUGCGGCUACAUCGGCACUCUGCUGUUUGGGCGACUGGGAGAUCAUCUGGUCAUUCGCGGCUACCGUGAACUGCAUGUGCGCCAGAUCAUGAACGCUUUUUCGUUCAUCGGAUGCGCCUUCUUUCUCUUCUCGCUACGCUUCGCAAAGUCAGCUCCCAUGGCAGUGGCAUUGCUGUGUAUGACACUGUUCACCAGUCGCGCCGCUAUGGCUGGAUAUUGGGUCAACAUGAUCGAUGUUGCGUCUAACCACGCUGCACAUGUUAUGGGCGUCUCCAACACCUUUGGCACCAUCCCGGGCAUCAUUGGCAAUGUGGUCACAGGCGCAAUUCUGCAAGCUACGGGCUCGUGGGACCUCGUGUUUGGGAUCGCUGCACUUGUCCUCAUCUUUGGUGCGGCGUUUUUUCAUUGCAACGCCUCGGAUGAGUCUAUCUACGCGCGGUCUAGCCACGGAGAAGAUUACUGCAGCACCAGCAUUACUUCAAAUAACUUCCCAGAUAGCCCCAAACACAGCUUGUCCACACACCCCGAUCUUCAUGACGAUGAAGAGAGUCUGCUCGAAAACCAAAUGUAA